This is a messenger RNA of Closterium sp. NIES-65, 3567 nucleotides long. The record is from the annotation of a GenBank genome assembly. Lineage: Eukaryota; Viridiplantae; Streptophyta; Zygnematophyceae; Desmidiales; Closteriaceae.
AUGGACGUGGACGUGGACGUGGACGUGGACGUGGACGUGGACGUGGUCGUGGACGUGGACGUGGUCGUGGACGUGGACGUGGACGUGGACGUGGACGUGGACGUGGUCGUGGACGUGGACGUGGUCGUGGACGUGGACGUGGACGUGGUCGAGGACGUGGACGUGGACGUGGUCGUGGACGUGGUCGUGGUCGUGGACGUGGUCGUGGUCGUGGACGUGGACGUGGACGUGGACGUGGACGUGGACGUGGAGGUGGACGUGGACGUGGACGUGGAGGUGGACGUGGACGUGGAGGUGGACGUGGACGUGGACGUGGACGUGGAGGUGGAGGUGGACGUGGACGUGGAGGUGGACGUGGAGGUGGACGUGGAGGUGGACGUGGACGUGGACGUGGACGUGGACGUGGACGUGGACGUGGAGGUGGACGUGGAGGUGGAGGUGGACGUGGAGGUGGAGGUGGACGUGGAGGUGGAGGUGGAGGUGCACGUGGAGGUGGACGUGGAGGUGGACGUGGAGGUGGACGUGGACGUGGACGUGGACGUGGACGUGGACGUGGACGUGGACAUGGGUGGACGUGGACGUGGACGUGGACGUGGACGUGGACGUGGUCACGUGGACGUGGUCGUGGACGUGGACGUGGACGUGGACGUGGACGUGGACGUGGUCGUGGACGUGGACGUGGACGUGGACGUGGACGUGGACGUGGACGUGGACGUGGACGUGGACGUGGACGUGGACGACUUGGACGUGGACGUGGACGACUUGGACGUGGACAUGGACGUGGACGUGGACGUGGUCGUGGACGUGGUCGUGGACGUGGACAUAGACGUGGACGUGGACUUGACACAUGGACGUGGACGUGGACGUGGACAUGGACGUGGACGCGUGGACGUGGACAUGGACGUGGACAUGGACGUGGACGUGGACGUGGACGUGGACGUGGACGUGGACAUGGACGUGGACGUGGACGUGGACGUGGACGUAGACGUGGACAUGGACGUGGACGUGGACGUGGACGCGGACUUGGACGUGGACGUGGACGUGGACGUGGACGUGGAGGACUUGGACGUGGACGUGGACGUGGACGUGGACGUGGACGUGGACGUGGUCGUGGACGUGGACGUGGACAUCAACGUGGACGUGGACGUGGACGUGGACAUCAACGUGGACGUGGACGUGGACGUGGACGUGGACGUGGACGUGGACAUGGACGUGGACGUGGACGUGGACGUGGACGUGGACGAGGACAUGGACGUGGACAUGGACGUGGACGUGGACGUGGACAUGGUCGUGGACGUGGACAUGGACGUGGACGUGGACGUGGACGUGGACGUGGACGUGGACGUGGACGUGGAGGACGUGGUCGUGGACGUGAACGUGGACGUGGACAUGGUCGUUGACGUGGACGUGGACGUGGACGUGGACGUGGACGUGGACAUGGACGUGGACGUGGACGUGGACGUGGACAUGGACAUGGUCGUUGACGUUGACGUGGACGUGGACGUGGACGUGGACGUGGACAUGGACGUGGACAUGGACGUGGACGUGGACGUGGACGUGGACAUGGACGUGGACGGGGACGUGGACAUGGACGUGGACGUGGACGUGGACGUGGACAUGGACGUGGAGGACUUGGACGUGGACAUGGACGUGGACAUGGACGUGGACGUGGACGUGGACGUGGACGUGGACGUGGACAUGGACGUGGACGUGGACGUGGACAUGGACGUGGUCGUGGACGUGGACGUGGUCGUGGACGUGGACGUGGACGUGGACGUGGACGACUUGGACGUGGACGUGGACGUGGACGUGGACGACGUGGACGUGGACAUGGACGUGGACGUGGACGUGGAGGACUUGGACGUGGACGUGGACGUGGACGUGGUCGUGGACAUGGACGUGGACGUGGACAUAGACGUGGACGUGGACAUCGACGUGGACGUGGACGUGGACGUGAACGUGGACGUGGACAUGGACGUGGACGUGGACGUGGACGUGGACAUGGACGUGGACGUGGACAUGGACGUGGACAUGGUCGUGGACGUGGACAUGGACGUGGACGUGGACGUGGACGUGGACGUGGACAUGGUCGUGGACGUGGACAUGGACGUGGACGUGGACGUGGACGUGGACGUGGACGUGGAGGACGUGGUCGUGGACAUGGACGUGGACGUGGACGUGGAAUUGGAGGACGUGGUCGUGGACGUGGACGUGGACGUGGUCGUGGACGUGGACGUGGACGUGGACGUGGACGUGGACGUGGACGUGGACGUGGACAUGGACGUGGACGUGGACGUGGACAUGGACGUGGACGUGGACGUGGACGUGGUCGUGGACGUGGACAUGGACGUGGAGAUGGACGUGGACGUGGACAUGGACGUGGACGUGGACAUGGACAUGGAAAUGGACGUGGACGUGGACGUGGAGGACUUGGACGUGGACAUGGACGUGGACGUGGACGUGGACGUGGACGUGGACGUGGACGUGGUCGUGGACGUGGACGUGGACAUGGACAUGGACGUGGACAUGGACGUGGACGUGGACGUGGACGUGGACGUGGACGUGGUCGUGGACGUGGACGUGGACGUGGACAGGGACGUGGACGUGGACGUGGACGUGGUCGUGGACGUGGACGUGGACGUGGACAUGGACGUGGAGGUGGACGUGGACGUGGACGUGGUCGUGGACGUGGACGUGGACGUGGACGUGGACAUGGACAUGGACGCGGACGUGGACGUGGACGUGGACAUGGAUAUGGACAUGGACAUGGACAUGGACAUGAACGUGGACGUGGACGUGGACAUGGACAUGGACGUGGACACGGACGUGGACGUGGACAUGGACAUGGACAUGGACGUGGACGUGGACGUGGACAUGGACAUGAACGUGGACGUGGACGUGGACGUGGACGUGGACAUGGACAUGGACGAGGACGUGGACGUGGACGUGGACGUAGACGUGGACGUAGACGUGGACGUGGACGUGGACAUGGACGUGGACGUGGACGUGGACGUGGACAUGGACGUGGACGUGGACAUGGACGUGGACGUGGACGUGGACAUGGACGUGGACGUGGACGUGGUCGACUUGGACAUGGACGUGGACGUGGACGUGGUCGACUUGGACGUGGACAUGGACGUGGACGUGGACGUGGACGUGGACGUGGACGUGGACGUGGACGUAAACGUGGACAUGGUCGUGGACGUGGACGUGGACGUGGACAUGGACGUGGACGUGGACAUGGACAUGGACGUGGACGUGGACGUGGACGUGGAGGAAUGGACGUGGACGUGGACGUGGACGUGGACGUGGUCGGACGUGGACGUGGACGUGGACAUGGACGUGGACGUGGACAUGGACAUGGACAUGGACGUGGACGUGGACAUGGACAUGGACGUGGACGUGGACGUGGACGUGAACGUGGACGUGGACAUGGUCGUUGACGUGGACGUGGACGUGGACAUGGUGUGUUCAACCCACCGUGUGUUCAACCCACCGUAUGUUCAACCCACCGUGUGUUCAACCUAUCGUGUGUUCAACCCACCGUGUGUUCCACCCACCGUGUGA